Molecule: messenger RNA, 1398 nt
Organism: Nomia melanderi (Alkali bee)
Lineage: Eukaryota; Metazoa; Arthropoda; Insecta; Hymenoptera; Halictidae
Source: RefSeq, a predicted model, not a curated record
UUGAGCAUUCUCGCAAUAGAUAGCGCUACCAAUCCGGGAUAACAUUUAGAUCUAUUGUAUAAAGAAAACAUUUAACUCUGUUCCAAAUUCUAAAAAGGAAAAACAAAAUACUGGAGUGAACAUUUCUGUUGUUCCUGCUUCGUGUCCCUCGAGAAACCCCAUGAACCCCCUUGAAAACCCCCUCGAAAUACUCCCUCGUGCCCCCUCGUGGAAUUCUGCGAUAUCCUUGUAGAUUUUUUAUUUAUUUACUUAUUUGUAUUUAUUUGCACUGUGUUGGUAAAGUUGUCAAUGACACGGGCGUGUGAUAAAAAUUUACAUUGUAUGUUCAGUGUAUCUUGUUUCACGUCGAUGGUAAUAUGGAAAUAACGACCCAGUUAUCCAUAGAUGCUUACAAACAGUGAGAUACGGAGCAGAAUCCAAAACCAUUUUAAAAUUCAUAGUAAUAAAUAUUUAACAUUUAAAUAGAACAUAACAGGCAAUACAAAAUGCCAAUUCUUUCCAACCUGUCUCGACGAUUUCAUAUGUUAACAACAGAUGCAAUACCCGAACCACCACGAGUAGAAAUUAAAGGGUAUACCCAUAAUUUAAAUCCUGAUACAACAAAUGAAAAAUCGAAUGUGAAUCCUGCAAUUGAUAAAUUAUUGACUAAUGGUUCUGUACCUACAAAUACUAAUCCUGAUACACAAGAAGAAAAGGAAAUUAAAUUUCCCACUUGUGAUUCAAAACCACGUAGCAAACCUGAUGUUAAAACGAAAACAAAGCCAAAGCAAUUCAAGCAAUCACAAGGAACACGGGUUGUAAAUUACAAUAUAGUCAAUUCUAAUGGAGUAAAGAUUGGCGCAAGAACCAGCUAUAUUUGCAAUGUUAAUCAAUUUCCUUCUAAACAUACUGGACCAUCAGAUGAUUCCUGGUCGAAACCAAGUACACAACAGAUGCCUAUAAAUGUAAAACAUUUAUGUACUUGUAUAGAUGAAAUUACUUUGGAAGAUAUAUUUAUUAUUAAGACUCAUAUUGGACAUGGUUGGAAAGACGUUGCUAGAAGAUUAUCAUAUUCAGAUGGCCAAAUUGAACAAUUUGAAGAAAAUUACAGAUAUAAAGGAAUAAGUGAAGUCAUUUAUCAGAUACUUUUAGAUUGGAAACAGGCUAAUACAAAGGAUGCUAGUAUUGGUAAUUUGACAAAUUUAUUAUGGGUCUGUCAAGAAUAUGAUUGUGCAACACGAUUAGCUUCUGUUCAUGAGAAUACAAUCUGAUUUUUUAUCACGUUCACGCCGAUAUAAUCUACUGGUAAUUUGUAAGAUGCACAUUUAUCUAGUGCACCAAACAGCUCUAAUGUGAACUUGUUGAACUUUUACUUAGUAUAGAUUGUCAUCUUGGUAUGCUUUUUUUUAAUUAUUGUAC